AUGCAUGCCCCAUAUAUGGGUGAUGUGGACGUUUUUCAGGUGAGAAAAAUCGUGGACGACGAGCAAGUGUCUCACGUCGACCCUAACAUCAUCCAGCAACCAACCAUCUCGGCGGAGAGGCUUUCCAGGAUGUGGGCUACGGCAAAAGCGAAGUGGAACCAGCCAUAUGCCAACUGGAAGAGUGAAUCCGGCAACAACCAGCCAUGGCUUUCAUUUUGUCAAGUGUGCAACAAUCUCCUCCCCGAGGGCGUUCAGCGAGAGGACAACGGGACCGGAGAGGGCAUUAUCUGCAACGGCGGUGCCGAGCGCCGUGCGGCCACCAAGCGGGAGGGCGCCAGGCUCAACGAGCAGAACAGGCGGGGGAAAAAGCAAAAAAAUACGGGGGUGGGGCAAAGCGUGGCAGAGGCUACGUCCGCUGCCAUGAAAACCGCACUCACUCGUCGAUAUCGAGCCACUGCUGGGAAAGGUUGGCGGAUCGGAAAAAUCAGAGUGGUCCAAAGAAAGGAGGAACACGCUUGCAAUGNGGGCAAAGCGUGGCAGAGGCUACGUCCGCUGCCAUGA
Molecule: messenger RNA, 561 nt
Organism: Ectocarpus sp. CCAP 1310/34
Lineage: Eukaryota; Phaeophyceae; Ectocarpales; Ectocarpaceae
Source: the annotation of a GenBank genome assembly